CACUGUGGGAUAGCGGAGGACUGACCUCUGGUCGCCCGGAGGAGGCAUUCCCAUCACGUUCCGAGAGUCUCCAGGGGCAGCCUUGUGGUCCGGCGGUCCCUGCCUGCCUUCAGCUCUCCUUAACAUGAUGGGGUCCCGCUUCACCUCGCCGAGGGCGCGCCCCCCACUGAAGGCCCCGGUGUUGAGGAGGGCCUGGCUGCCCUGGCAGGACCCCCAGUGAGGGUAAGCCCCACCAGCGUCGCGACCUACCGAUAGCAACCCUCACAGGCCGCGAAGCCGGCGAUCCUACAGCUCCCAGGGCCCUCUUGAUCAGUGGCAGUAGGUGUACCCCUGCCACCGAGGGGAGAAAUGACCCCAGCUGGUUUGCGGCACCUGGAUGGAGCACUUUCAAAAAAGAAAACUUUGUCAGCAGUCCCGGAGACUCUGCGUAGGAUCUUGACCCGAAGGCGAGAGGCAGUACCGCGGUGCUGCAGAAAGUCUGCAGACCCGGUAUUCUACCUCGCUAGGCGGAUGGAGAGAGGGACUGCUGGGUUCUGUAGCAUGAUUUAGAGCUUUGAGGAGCGACCCCAGCCCCCUCUGGAGAACUGCACCAGUUGGCAGGACGCGGAAAAGCCAUCUGUGGCCUACAGAGGGAUCAUUUCCUUAAGACUCCCGUUUGGACGCAAAAGUGCUUGGUAGAUAAGCCAGGCGGGCAUGGCCGCAAGCCCUCCCGUCCUCUCCUUCCUUCUGCCAAAGAGAGAUGCCCGGGCCCGACGCGGAGGGCUCGCCCACCCUCGGGGGAGGUGGGGGGCUCGGCCGAAGGCAUCUUUUUCCCGGGCUUUCUCGGGGCCUCCCCCAUGCCGCCGCCUUCGCCUGGGGCUGGGAAGUCAAGGAGGGCAGUGGGGGCAGAUGCGGGGCGUCCCGUCGGUCGGGUCGGUCCCGCCGGGAGGGGGACGCGUCCGCGGUGACGGAACAGAAGCCCGGGAAGCCUCGGCCCCUCCGCGGCCGCUCGGAAGGCUCGUGCGGAGCGCGGCGUCGGCGCCUUCGGAACCUCCGGGGCCGCAGCUCGCCGCCGCCGCCCGCUCUCCGGCCGGCCGGGGGAACCCGGGGAAGCCUCGCGGCCCAGGGGCGGCGGCGGCGAGACCCCGCCCCGCCCGGCCGGCCCGCGCCUAUCGUGGCUGCCGGCCUGGUCACGCGGAGAGUGGCGCUGCGGGCUCGGGGCCAGGGCCCGGCGGCUGCCGGAGUCGCGGCGGGGCCGGAGCCGGGGCGGGGGCGGAGGGUGGAGGGUAGAAAUAGGGCCGGGCGGGCCGCGCCAGUCCGGGAGUCGCGCAGAGCCGACCUGAGCCACGCCGAGGGCGCCGAGUGCGGCGACCGACCCCCGGAGCACCCAUGCUGCUGACGCUGGCCUCGGGCUCGCUCUUCUUCCCGGGGCUCUUCGCACUCUGCACCUGGGGGCUGCGGCGCGCGCGGCCCGCCUGGAGCGACUCCGACUGCGUGAUGAUCAGCACCAGGCUGGUUUCUUCAGUGCAGGCUGUGUUGGCCACCGGGUCAGGGAUCGUCAUCAUCCGUUCCUGUAGCGACGUGAUCACGGACAGGCACUGGCUUGCCCGAGAGUAUGUCUGGUUCUUGAUUCCGUACAUGGUCUAUGACUCCUACGCUAUGUACCUCUGUGAGUGGUACCGAACCAGAGACCAGAACCGUGGACACUCCCUCGCCACCUUCCGAAACUUCCUGUGUAAAAACCGCCUCAUGAUCACACACCACGCAGUCAUUCUGUUUGUCCUUGUGCCAGUUGCCCAGAGGCUCAGGGGAGACCUGGGGGACUUCUUUGUCGGCUGCAUCUUUAUGGCAGAACUGAGCACUCCAUUUGUGUCGCUGGGCCGAGUCCUGAUUCAGCUGAAGCAGCAGCACACCCUUCUGUACAAAGUGAACGGAAUCCUCACGCUGACCACCUUCCUCUCCUGUCGGAUCCUCCUUUUCCCUUUCAUGUACUGGUCCUAUGGCCAACAGCAGGGACUAAGCCUACUCCAGGUGCCAUCCCGUAUCCCCUUCUACUGCAAUGUGGCCAAUGGCUUCCUCAUCGCUCCCCAGAUCUACUGGUUCUCUCUGCUGUGCAAGAAGGCAACCCGGCUCUUUGACAGCCUCCCAGCCAAAAAGGAUGGCUAAGUGCUCCUGGGGAUCAGGCAGUGAGGGUGCUGCCUCACGCUCACUGCUGCCUCCACGCAGUAUUCCCACGGACCAGACUGUGCCCUGGCUGGCCUCAGGCUUUUGGGUAUUGAUGAGCAGCUGGGUUUGAGUUUUUCUAAAGGAUGGUCAUCUGAUCUCCCUCUUCUAACCUGCCCCUUUGGCCAAAGCACUUUUUUCUAAGUAACAGUGAUUGGAUCCUGUCAGACCUCCACUGGCAGCAAGGAGGUUUUAAUGAAAAGCCCAGGGAUCCCUCCUUGGGUCUUACCUCAAGGGUUCUGGGAGGUAGAAGCAUGGGGUGUGGAGACAGGUAGACCAGGCUGCUAAGUGUCCGGGCACCUGCCUGGCCCGAAUACUGGCGGCUACCCACCUUUCCUACCACUCAGGGCAGCAUCUAUACUCACUGGGCCAGCAGUAGCAAGUGACGAACUCGGUUCUUGAAAUACGUUCUUGUGAUGUUGGCCUGGGAAAAUCAUUGUGGGUAGGUACUUUUGUACUGUUUACUGGGUGACUCAUCCUGUCACCCACGUGCCAGCGUUGAAUUCCCGUGUCCACUGACUUCCGUUCAGGUCUCCCUGGCAGGGGAGCAAGAAGCGGGGAAGGGAACACUUGAGUGGGUCGGGAGGCCGAUGCGUCUGCGCCACUGCAGGCUGAUGUGGGAAGACUAAUGUCAAACUUGUGAGCUUGUUGUCCCGUCACAAAUCCUAUUCCUUUCUUAUGUCCCCUCAAACCCAGCUUUCAUCACGUCCACGCGCGCAGGAUGCUGCUGUUAAAACUGCAGGGGUAAAGGGACGUGGUGCCUAGCAAGCUCUUUCCCAGGUCACCCCCCACUUUGACAUUGUCCUUUUCAUAGGAUGUGGAAACGGGCUUCUGUAUCCUAAACCGUGAGAGGUAUCCUCCAGGCGGCCUCCCGCUAAGCCAGAGCUUCUGUUACAAAGCCCGUUCCCGAAGAAGCGUACUGCCACCUUGCCGCAGAAGGCUGGGGAACAAGAGUGCAAGAGCGCCCUGGCCAAAACACGUCCUGUGGACUGACCCAUCCACCAUUUGCAGAUAGGAUCCUCUGGUGCCAACACUAAUUGUUCCUUAUCCACUAGGAUGGGUUUUUAGAAACUGCUACCAUGAAGUUUUGUUUUUCAAAUGGUAGUAAAAAUCUAGAAGUUUUAAAGUGCCUUUUAACUUACUGUUGUCCAUGAACUUGCAAAGUACUGAGUAUGUAACAGUGUCUCAAAUUCUAUUUCUGUCUUUAAUGGGUGCCAUUUAAAAAAUGUCAAAUGCUGUAAUUUUUUUUUUACCGGUUUUGUUUACUGUCAGUCUGUCUUUAUAAAUCACCCCUGUGGUGAUUAAAGUGCACUAAUAUUUCCCA
This is a messenger RNA of Lutra lutra (Eurasian river otter), 3526 nucleotides long. RefSeq names its product TLC domain containing 3A (gene TLCD3A). Gene Ontology annotation, cellular component: membrane; endoplasmic reticulum. The transcript has 6 exons. Lineage: Eukaryota; Metazoa; Chordata; Mammalia; Carnivora; Mustelidae. The record is from RefSeq and is a predicted model, not a curated record. Bases 1369 to 2145 code for a protein of 258 amino acids. Gene Ontology annotation, biological process: lipid homeostasis.